AUAUGCCUCCUAAAGGCAAACGAAACAGCCUUCUCACUGUGAGAAGUGGCAUCAUUAAAAAUCUAUCUUGGCUUUAUACUGAAUAUUUUUAUUUUAAAAUCAAUGAUGAAAAUAAUUUUCAAAAACUACUAGCAGUCAAAACUAAAUUGCUCAACUUUGAGCAGCGUUAUGAAGAGAUAAGCCUGGAAUUUGAUUCAGAUGACAUUGAUGACAAUGAACAUCAAAUUGUCACAGAAAAAUUUUUAAUGUUAAUUGCUAAUGUAAAUACAAUUUUGAAAAAUUAUGAUUCACAGCAGCAAGUUGCUACAUUUCAAGCACCGGCAAUGGAACAUCAGUCACCAAACUCCUCUCCAGUUCCCAAAUCACCGGGGUCUGUAGAUCAUAAUAGUGUAAUCAACACAAAUCAAUCGCCAUCUGCUUCAGUGACUGCUAAUAAUGUCAAUUCUCUGCCUUUGCAACCCACUAUGCCUAUUUAUCAAGGUCUACAAUUACCAAUGGUACCGUUACCAGAAUUUUCAGGUUCCUUUGAUUCAUGGCUUGAAUUCCGUGAUACCUUUUCCAAUAUGGUUAUUGAAAACCAAACUUUGGCUCCAGCUACAAAGCUGUAUUAUUUGCGCAAAGCUCUCAGUGGUGAAGCCCUUGCACGCAUUCAGAAUAUUCCUCCAGGGAAUGGAAACUUUGAGCUUGCAUGGAAUCUGCUUACACAGAGGUACAAUAACCCCAGAUUAAUUGCAAGUACCCACAUUCAAGGUAUUGAAUCACCCCCAGCACUCAAGAAAAAUUGUUCCAAAUCUCUUAGAGCUUUCAUUGAUCACUGUAAAUGUCACAUUAAUGAUUUAGAAGCGCUCAAAUUGGAUGUUCAAAUUAAAGAUUUACUUUACAUGCAAAAAAUCACUUUUCAACUUGACUCUAAUAUCUUGCGCGAAUGGGAAAAACGCAUUGAAAUAAAUGAAAUCCCUACUAUGGAUAAACUGUGGGAAUUUCUUGAAAAUCAAUGUAAGGUAAUGGAUGCUAUUUCAUCUCAUAGCCCCUCAAAUCCACCAACUAAUCAAAAGGUUUUUACUCAAGCUACUUCAAAUGCACCCAAUGUUAGGCAAAAUACUCGUCCUUUUGCUCAAAAUAAUACUCUGAAUAAUUUUCAGCCAUCAGUAUCCUGUCAAUUUUGCAAUGAUCGAUCUCAUGGGAUUUUCAAAUGUGUCAAUUUUUCAAAGAUUCCCAUCAAUCAACGUUAUGAUGCAAUCAAAAGGAAAGGGUUGUGUUUCAAUUGCCUUAAUCCUUACACUGACAAUCACAACUGCUCUUCUAAGAGAUGCCAAAAAUGUGAUAAGCGACAUCACACUGUUCUACAUGAUUCCUUUACUAGCAAUUCAGGAGGUAAGAAUGUUGUUUCUAAUGUGAUUCAGUCUCAGAAUGAGUGCACCGUUUCUAGUGCCCAUUCAUCUUCAGCAUCAAAUUCAGUUAGUUCACAAUCUGAUAAUUCAGAAACAACAGUUGUUUCACAUGCUGCUUCAUCCAUCAUUUCUAAUAAUAAGUCAUCAGUUCAAGUAUUACCUACCACAGAGGUUCUGGUUGUUAGUUCAAAUGGUGAAUUAAUUGCAUGUAAUGCUUUAAUGGACACAGGAAGUGAUUGUUCACUCAUCACUCAAGAGUUGGCUGAUAGAUUAGCUCUUCCUUCUCGUCAUGUAACUAAUCUGAUUAAUGGAGUGUCCAGUAUGCAAGCCAAAUCUACAGUUGUUCACUCAGUAUUAAUAAAAUCAUCUGAUCAUACUUGGUCAACGCAACAAGAAUGUAUUGUUGUUGAGAAAUUUGCCUCAUGUAUUCCUCGUGUCACAAUUGAUCUUAACUAUUACAAGAUUCCAAGCAAUAUUCGACUUGCAGAUCCAAAUUUUCAUAAAUCUAAGAAAAUUGAUAUCCUAUUGGGUAUUGACGUUUAUGCCGCAAUCAUGACUGGCAAUCAAAUUAUUGUGUCACCUGAUGUUCCAAUCCUACAAAAUACAAAACUUGGCUGGAUUGUUUUUGGCUCUUGUCAAUUACCUAAAUCAGUGUCACUCAAAAAAUCAUCUAAUCAAUUUGUUACCAAUUUUGUCUCCACAGCUGAAGUCUCCAAUCAGUUGGAAACCUUCUGGAAGCUGGAAGAAGUCUCUUCAGUUAUUCCUGUCUCUCCUGAGUGUGCUAGGGUUGAAGCACACUACAAAGAAAAUACCAUCAGGCAUGAAGAUGGUCGUUUCCAAGUGUCCUUACCUCGCAAGGAUUCAUUUGCCACCCUUGGUCAUUCAAGGACUCAAGCUAUGAAACGUUUCCAUUUAUUGGAAAAAAGAUUUCUUAAAGAACCUGAGCUCAAACCUCAAUAUGUUGAAUUUAUGCAGAAAUAUGAAGAUUUAGGUCACAUGCACCCUGUACCGCCACCAGCCCCUGAGGAACAAGUCUAUUAUAUUCCACAUCACGCUGUCUUCAAGCCUGACUCCACUACAACCAAAACAAGAGUUGUGUUUGAUGCUAGCGCCAAAACAUCAGCGCGCCCACUCAAUGCUUUGCCUUCUCAUAAGCAGAAAUUCAAACAUGUGAAUUUUCUUGCACGUUGGAAUAGACUUGCUGAAGUCACAAAGGAAUUUUGGCAACAAUGGUCUGAAGAAUAUUUAGUUACUCUUCGGAAAAGACAUAAAUGGUCUUCUUCAUCACCCAAUCUUCAAGUUGGCACUCUUGUGCUAUUGAAGGAUCCUGGGACACCACCAACACUCUGGAAGCUUGGACGUAUUACAGAGGUUUUCCCUGGCUCCGAUGACAAGGUUAGAGUCAUCCAGGUUCUAACUGAUUCUGGUGUUUUCAAACGUUCUAUUGCUAGUGUUGCACUUUUGCCAUUAGAUGAUAGCGAAUGAUGCAAAUCUCUUUAACAUAUUUUUUUUCUUUCUUCUUUGUUUUACAAUUCUUCUAAUUGCA
Molecule: messenger RNA, 2937 nt
Organism: Nilaparvata lugens (brown planthopper)
Lineage: Eukaryota; Metazoa; Arthropoda; Insecta; Hemiptera; Delphacidae
Exons: 2
Coding region: 3-2876 (957 amino acids)
Source: RefSeq, a predicted model, not a curated record